AUACCCCUUGGGCUGGAAUUUGUGGAGGUCCUGGUGCUCAUGGGGGCGGUUCCUCCAGGGCUUAAGAAGGGCUGAGGUUGGAGCCGGCGGCCAGAAGGAGACAGCCCCCGCGACACCCGCUCCUGGAAGGGGAAAGGAAGGAAAGAAGUGGAAACCAGCCCUGCUGCUGCCCUGUGGGUGAUGGAGCUGGUUCCUGUCCUUCUCCUCCUCGGCUCGCUGUGGGGCUGCAGCGGGCGCCCUGCUAACAGGCUGGUGGUGACACCGCAGGAGCCGGUGGUGCCGUUUGGGGGCUCGACAGACUUGAACUGCUCCUUGGCCUGCGCAGGGGGCAAGGUGGAGUGGUGGGGGCUGGACAUCGCCCUGGGGACCAUCUCCUCCUUCUCCACCUACAGCAUCCUGCACAUCAGGCAUGCCACCGUGGCCACGGAGGGCACGAAGGUCUGCUGGGGCAGGUGCCAAGGGCAGGACUACCGGAAAACCACCGAAUUGAAGGUCUAUGCCUUCCCAGACACGCUGAGGCUGGAGGCAACUCCCCAAAUCCUGCGCCCGGGAUACCCCGCCAAACUGAAGUGCUCAGCCACGCAACUGUAUCCUAUCACUGGGGUGAACCUCAUCUGGUACCGGGGGCACCAGGUGGUGAACACAGACUUUGAUUCUCAUGAUGCCGAUGAGCAGCUGUAUAAUAUCGUUUCCAUCCUGUCCGUGGAUGGGACAGAGGUGGUAGAAGGGGUAGAGUUUAGGUGUAAGGUGACGCUGCAGGUCGGGCAGGAGACCUUCACCCAGGUGGCAUCUCUGGUGGCAAAGACUGAAGCUGUGACGAAGCAGCCGGAGACUGAGGUCACCUCCAUGGAGAGUCCCAGCACAGCCAGGCCUGUGGCCACCACAACACUUCCUCCAGGGCCGAGUGUCCCUACAGGUGAUCCCACCACAACACAGGAGCCCAACACUGGGACCACCCUCGAUCUGGCUGCUGUUACCAACCCCCCCUCCACGAAGCCCUCUGUGCCCCGGGACCUCACCGCAGGCAGCCCCACGGCACGUGUGGCCACCACCACCACCCUCCCUGCCUCUGGCACGGCAGGGACAGUGCCAUCUGCGGGGACAAUUCCUGCCUGCAGCCUGCAGAUCUGGUCGCUACCUCCCACCGGGACGCGGGGCAGGGCCCUGCGCAUCGAGUGCCACGCUGAGUGCACCGGGAACGCCACGGUGGGCUGGCUCCGGACCCCCGCAGCCCUCUCGCAGUACCGGGAGGAGACCGCGGGCAGCAGCUCCGCGCUGCGGCUGGACCGCGCCCAGCCCUGGCACCAGGGCCACUACCAGUGCGUCCUGCUUGGCCACCGCAGCCACACGGCCAGCCUGGAGGUGAUGGUGGUGGAGGAUUCCUUCAGCUCCGGCCCUGCCAUUGCUAUGGGGACAGCGGGAUCGCUCCUGGGGCUCAUCGUGACCGCUGCCGUGUCUCGACGCUUGUGGAAACGAUUCAGAUCUCGGUAGCAGCUGUCCUAG
Molecule: messenger RNA, 1503 nt
Organism: Catharus ustulatus (Swainson's thrush)
Lineage: Eukaryota; Metazoa; Chordata; Aves; Passeriformes; Turdidae
Gene: MADCAM1
Product: mucosal vascular addressin cell adhesion molecule 1
Exons: 5
Biological process (GO): heterotypic cell-cell adhesion; leukocyte tethering or rolling; positive regulation of lymphocyte migration
Cellular component (GO): membrane
Molecular function (GO): integrin binding involved in cell-matrix adhesion
Source: RefSeq, a predicted model, not a curated record